Molecule: messenger RNA, 1990 nt
Organism: Aspergillus ruber CBS 135680
Lineage: Eukaryota; Fungi; Ascomycota; Eurotiomycetes; Eurotiales; Aspergillaceae
Product: class I adenylate-forming enzyme family protein
Exons: 2
Coding region: 264-1976 (570 amino acids)
Biological process (GO): fatty acid metabolic process
Molecular function (GO): medium-chain fatty acid-CoA ligase activity
Source: RefSeq, a predicted model, not a curated record
UAUUUCUAUGCAGAACUUAUUCAUCAUGCAUAGUCCACGUAGGUGCGGAGAAAAAUAUUACGAAGAUGGUCCUGACUACUCUCGGAUUCAUCAUUUGCACAGGGUGGCAUAAUAAACAGGAUCGUAACUUUAUCUUGUUCAAACAGAUCUCCACACCGAAGUUCGCCACUGUUAACAAAUAAACAUCUUUCAAUCUGACAGAUCCCCCCUGGCACUGUCAUUCUACAUUCAUUCGCACAUUGCUCUUAUGACUGGCGUCGAUAAUGUCAUCCUCCGAAAUCUCCUUUUAUUCCGGUGGUCCUGCACCAGCUAUCCCGGAUAGUCUCUGGCAAUGGCUAUCAUCCACCGGCGCCGAGAGGCUCGAUGCAGAAGCAUUAGCUGCACUACAUCAGCCAGCAAGUCACUUAUCCAACCUCAUCAGAACACAAACUCCAUCGCAGGAUUACUUUAGCUGGACCUUCCGCCAGCUAAUCGAAGCAGCCGAAUCCGUCGCUGCUAGUUUUGUUUCUGGAGGUGUGAGGCCAGGUGACGUGGUCGCGCUGUUUGUACCCAAUUCCGCGGAAUGGGGUGUACUUCUAUGGGCGUGUUUUCGGAUAGGGGCUGUUUUCGCGCCAAUUGAUCCGACUGCUCUUGGACGAGCGGAGGAAUUGGAGUAUUUGAUAGGAGCACUCGACCCGAAAGUGAUUGUUGUUCUGGAUGAGACAGCUGCCAGGGCGUAUAAUCAGCAUUGCUCGAGGGAAAUUAUGCUGCAGCUCAUUUGCAACGGUGGUACUCUUCCGGGCUGGCUGUCUCUAUCUCACCUAAUCCCUCCGAUGAACAUCACACUUCCACCGGCCAAAAGCGACCCCGACGUAGUGGCUUACAUUCUUUUCACAAGCGGAACGACUAGUUUCCCCAAAGGCUGCCCAUUAACAGUCCAGAACAUCAGCGCAGAAAUCACCGGCUACCAUUCCUUUUACGGUAGCCGAUGGGACCCCACAGCGCGAUUCCUAGUGACAAGCAUGUGUUUCCGCCCGAUAUGCUAUCUCGGCUGCCUCAACUCAUGGCGAGGAGGCGGUUGUGUUGUGGUUCCCAGCAGUUACUUUAGUGAUGAAAUUGCUCUUCGAGCCAUUGUUACGCAGCAAAUUACCAAUAUGAUGCUUGUGCCCAGCCAGGUGCGGUCAUUGUCGAAUAGUCCGGCGCUGACCACGCAUCGUCCCUCGACGUUAAGGUUCGUGACUUGCUCUGGGGAUACGUGUCAAGCGGAUGUGAUCGCCCAGGGCAAAAGGAGCCUACAGACUAAGCGAUUGGUGUUCCAUUGGGGUAUGUCAGAGGGUGCGCCGCUAUUCGGGUGGUUGGGCGAGGAACCGAUUCCGGUUACUGGCCAGGGAAAUAUUCCUGGUCUGGGGCGUGCAUUGCCAGGCACGGCUAUCCGGAUUUGCGAAAGCGGGAAUGACAAUAACAUCGUGGCCCGUGGUGUCGUUGGUGGGUUGGAAGUCGACUCGACCAGUCUCGUAAAUUGGUAUCUGAGCGAAGAGCAUACCAGCAAGGCAUUCUUGGAAGACGAAUUUGGAAGGCGAUGGUUCAAAACCGGUGACCUUGCGUAUAUGGAUGGCUCUGGGGUGAUUUUCAUCGUCGGAAGAAGUAAGGAUAUGAUCAAGUGUAAAGGAGUUGGUAUUGUGCCAUCGAUAGUGGAGGAUUGUCUAGAGAAGGCUUUUUUGGAUGAGGUUCAAGUCGUGGGAAUACCAGACCCGUCAUACGGAGCCAAAGCCAUAGCUGUGAUGAAAGGAGCACGACUAGAGACGGACGAUCUGCCCGACAUUCGACGGAAAGUGAAGCAGCAAAUUAUUCAAACACUCGGUCCGGAGUACACGUUAGGAGGAGUUGCAUUCUUUUCGGACUUGGGCUGGUCAGACUGGCCGAAGAAUUCGAGCCACAAGAUUGUGAAGAAGGAUAUUGUUGAUGCUAUUUUGCAGAGACAGGCAGUGUUGGGAUAAUUGUCAAUUGCGUG